This is a messenger RNA of Penicillium salamii, 1008 nucleotides long. NCBI's taxonomy places the organism in Eukaryota, Fungi, Ascomycota, Eurotiomycetes, Eurotiales, Aspergillaceae. The record is from the annotation of a GenBank genome assembly.
AUGCCCGGGAUAUCUGAAACGCCGCUACCUUCCCCAGACCAGGGACGUCCUAUCUUUCAGCCAUGGCACUGUUUUGACCCUGCUCAUGCACAGUGGAUUCCCACUCGCGCAAGUCUUCCAGAUGACCUCGUACAGCCAGCUCACGAAAAGGAUACUUCAGAUCUGGUCCUUGUGACAUGGAACAUCGACUCAGGCGCAGAGCGAGCAAAAGACCGUGCCGCCGCACUCAUCACAUUCAUCACAGACAUAGAGCCGAAAGUUGAUAUCGUUUUCCUGCAAGAGGUGUCUAGGUCAGCCUUGGAGCAGAUUCUCUCGGAUGACCGCGUCCGCCAGAACUGGUUUUCAAGUGAAGGUGGCCACAGCUCAUGGGGCACCCGUAGCUUUUCAACAGCGACGCUAAUGUCGAAAUCACGCUUUGCGUCGCAAUGUGACCCGGGAAAGAGUAACCCAUCCCUGGGACCUGCUUGGCGAGUCAAAUACCCGAGCCGAUAUGCUAGGGACGCGCUUUUCUGUGACAUAUUCCUAUCUUCGCCUGAUGAGUCAACAUCUCCUUCUCCAACUACGCUUACGCGACUUGUGAAUGUGCAUCUUGACUCUCUUCCGAUAAAACCUUCAUUCCGGCCCCAGCAGAUCUCCAUUCUAUCUGCUUUUCUCUCCGCCGCUGGCCGUGGCCUGGUGGCUGGUGACUUUAACCCAGUCCUUGAAGAAGAUGCUAAUCUCGUUGAAGAAAACGGCCUCACGGAUGUUUGGAAGUCUCUUCGUCCCCAGGACCCUGGUUAUACAUGGGGUGUCGAUGGAACGAAGCGGUUUCCACCGGCUCGGCUUGACAAAGUCGCUGUUCUUGGACUCAACCCAGCUACGAUCCGAGUCUUGGAACCGCAAAUACUAGAACAACCGAGUUCGUUCACGCCCAGUCCCGAGGGUUUCACGGACACGGAUGAUGUACCCUGGAGUGAUCACCAUGGCUUGCUUUGCUCUUUUUCACAGAGCCCAAACGGCGGAAACUAA